GUGUGUCAACUGGCUAUUAGCAAAUAGGCAUAGUCACUGCUGCGUUCUUUGCGAAGUUGCUGAAUCAACCUUCGAGAAGUUGUCACCGGUGGUUCCGUUUCGUUUUUAUUCUGCUAUAAAAAUUUUGGAGUUGUUACCGGUUUAGUCAGUUACUUAUCGUGCACCAUACCGUUAGCCUACGUGCCUUAAUAAGGCAAUCGUUUGCGUUGCAUAAUGGGUUUGCUGAAUUUUGAUGGUGAGCCGUUGUCAUGGGAAGAAACCAAAAAAUAUGCAAGUCAUGUUCGUGAGCAUGGAAUCACACAAUUUUUGAAUAUCUAUGAAAAAUUGAAGAAUAGACAUGGUGAUAUAUUAAAAUGGGGAGAUGAGGUUGAAUAUUCUCUGUUACAUUUUGAUCAUGAAAACAGAAAAGUACAACUUGUAUUGAGGGGGGAAAAAAUUUGUGAAAAAUUGAUGGAAAAAGAAGAAAAUGAUCCUGAUAGUUGUGACAGCUUAUGGAGAAAAGAAUAUGCUCGGUAUAUGAUUGAAGGAACACCAGGAAAACCAUAUGGUGGAUUGAUGGCACAUUUCAAUAUGGUUGAAGCAAAUAUGGCCCUACGGCGGAAAGAAGUGGAAGAACAUCUUCAUGAAAACGAAAGAAUUGCAAGUUUAACUGUGUUUCCAAGGUUGGGAUGUGACAGCUUCACUCUGCCUGAACAUAAAAUAGAAGGUCCAGAGAGUAAUCCAGUUUCCAGAUCUUUAUUCUAUCCUGAUGGUGCUAUUACGAGUCAUCCCAGAUUCUCACUUCUAACAAGAAAUAUUCGUGAAAGAAGAGGAAAAAAGGUUGCCAUCAACGUUCCAAUUUUCAAAGAUGUCAACACUCCGUCACCAUUUCAAGAAACAUUUCCAAAUCCUGAAGCAAAUGCCGCUUCCAAGCCUGAUCAUAUAUACAUGGAUUGCAUGGGAUUUGGAAUGGGAAACUCUUGUUUACAGCUUACAUUUCAAGCUUGCAAUAUAGAUGAAGCAAGGAAGUUGUAUGAUGAACUAGCAACCGUUUGCCCACUAAUGUUAGCAUUGAGUGCUGCUUCUCCAAUAUUCCGAGGCUAUCUUGCUGAUAUUGAUGUUCGGUGGAACGUUAUUUCCGCAAGUGUUGAUUGUAGAACUGAUGAGGAAAGAGGUUUAAAACCUCUAAAAAAUGACAGGUUUGUGAUCAGGAAAUCUCGAUACGACUCCAUUGAUAGUUAUUUAUCGCGUGGUACGAAUCUAUGUAAUGAUUUAAAUUUGGAAGUAGAUGAAGGCGUGAAAAAAAGAUUAGAAGACGCAGGUAUUGAUGAAACACUUGCACAACAUAUCGCACAUUUAUGGAUUCGUGACCCUAUGACAUUGUUUUCAAAGAAAAUAAAUCUUGAUGAUGCAAACGAGUCCGAUCAUUUUGAGAAUCUACAGUCAACGAAUUGGCAGUCAAUGAGGUUCAAACCACCGCCACCAAAAUCUUCCAUCGGAUGGAGGGUUGAAUUUCGUGUUUGCGAAGCACAGCUUACAGAUUUUGAGAAUGCUGCUUUUGUUGUUUUUAUCGUUCUUCUCACCAGGGUCAUUCUCACUUACAAACUAGAAUUUCUCAUGCCUAUUUCUAUGGUUGAUGAAAAUAUGCAAGAAGCUCACAAAAAUGAUGCUGCAAGAAAAAGCGAGUUUUGGUUUCGCAGAAACGUACAAACGAACGAUUCUCCACAAUGUUGUUCAUGUUUGUUUAAUAAUAGUUGCAAUUUAUCGGACAUUAAAGACGAAAUGUACCAAAAAAUGUCGUUGGAUACGAUUGUAAAUGGAAAGCCUGACGUGUUUCCUGGUUUUAUACCUUUGAUCAAAACGUAUUUAAACAAUGUUGAAGUUGAUAUUGCUACUAGAUGUAGUAUUACAGAAUAUUUGAAUCUCAUAAGCAAAAGAGCUUCAGGUGAAUAUCUAACUACUGCUCAAUGGAUGAGAGAUUUUGUUCUUUCGCAUAAUGAAUAUAAAAAAGAUUCGGUUGUGACUGAUGGUAUUACCUAUGAUCUUCUGUGGAAGUGUGACCAGAUUGCAAAAGGCGAGGUCGAAGACACAAAACUUUUUUGCAAGCCGAAAAACAAGAGCAGCUACUCUAUGCCCCCUGGAACUCGACGUCACAACACUCCAAAAUCUCAUAUGGUCAACGGCAAUUCCAAUGGAGUUUAAAAUUUUUGAUAAUUAAUCACAAUCUGAAGGACUACUAGCAAUUUUAACCUUUUUUGCACUAUUUUUUCUGAUUUUGGUUUAUAUUCAGUUUCAUUCAUAUUCCUGCUGUCAUGUGAGUCAAUAAUAUUAAGUAUGUCAACACUGGUAUAAUAUUAUAAAUAUAAUUGGGACCAAAAAGUAUCUGGGGAUGAACUGAAUUUGAAGUAUUUAAAAUAGAAUCAAUAAUGCAAUUGUGUGUUUCGAAAAAAAUUUUCUUCUCCGUAACAUAUUUUCAUAUCUUGUAUGUAUGGCUUAUGGACAAAAACGUGGAUACCAUGUUCUCUUUAUGAGGCAUAAUAUUGAUCACACUAUUUUAUAAAAUAUUGGUACAUGUUGUAUACUUCAUAAUGUAUUUAAUAGUUUGCUUAUUAAUAAUUCGAAUUUUAGAAUAUCCUAGUUGUCGUUCACAUAAUUGCACGCUCACAUUUUGGCAAACCUCCUAAUGUUGUAUUUAGACUUAGUGAUGCCAGAAUGCCAUCUUAUCCUUUUGAAACGAAGGGGAAUCCCAUUUAACCUCUGUGCCCAGGAUAUCAUUCAUCAAUUCCUGCCUGGCCCCUUUGGUAAAGAAUGGCUUCAAUAUGCUGUUACAAUCCAAUUCAGAUAUUUUAAUUGUUUCGUUACCUGAACAAUGAAGAUAUGCCAAUACAUAAAAGGAUAAAAUUAUCAUCAAGUUGUUCAAUUCCCCUUUAAAAAUUUCUGUCUUAUUGCUGAAUGUUGUAAAUUUCUAUUAUUCAAAUUAACCUAAAGAUUUUUUUAAUUGUUGUCGAGGUUUAUGGAAAUUGUGUAAUUUUAUUAAGUAAUUUUCAAAUACAUUUAUCUGAGUUUCCUUUACUUUGAGAACAAUGUUGCAAAUUUUUUUCCAUAUAAAACAUUGCGGGUUAUUUAGAUAUUUUUUGAAACUGUGGUAGUCUAUCCAAUAUAAGGAAGAUACUUGGAAUUAUUGAUGUGAUACAACAGCAUUCAAAUUUGUUUCUUUAACACCGCUUUAUUUUUUUGAGAGGUAUCAAAUUUCUGUGUUAAAGGUUUUGUUUAGUAUGUAUACAAAAAUACACCAUUUAAAAAUCUAUUCGGUUUCGCUUAUGUGGAUUAUACCUGCUUCUUGCAAAGUUGGAGAAGUUCAGCUUGAAUAAGAUUUCAGCUGUUCAUGGGCUAACUCCCUGUUUGCUUCAGUGAUAUAAUAAUGUAAUUCUUCUUUUAAUUCCAUAGCAAAGGUGUUCAGUCAGUGGAAAGAUUUUUGGUCUUAACUUGUAUUCUUGGUUAUUUUCUGACCUUUUUCUCACAGUUUUGCCAUUUUUUGUUCAUGAAAAAUAUUUGUCCAAUUAUAUAAUAUAUCUUGCUUGUUAUUCAUAAUUACUCGUAUACCUCAGACUAUGUCCCAUGUACAGUGACAAUUGAGCCAAAGGUAUUUAUACCCAGAAAUUCUAGUAAGAUAAGAAUAUAGAUUUAUAUUUAAAUAUGCAUCAUUUUUAAAUACAAUCAGAAAAUCGUUUUCUUAUACAAUUGUAUAUGAAUAGUGAAAACAUUCUCAUAUGAAUUAUGGAUCAAAUUUAUUUUGUGAAAAAAAUUUCCAAUUUUAUAAAUUAGCACAAAUAGGAUAAUUUGAUUUAUUACAUAAAAAAUUGCGUUUUUUUUGACUCUGAAACAAUGGAAAAAAGUUUGUGACUAUUGCCGUUACUGUACAAAUGCAUUCUACUGGAUAAACCUAAUUAUUUUAGCAGUAAUAGAAAUAAUACAGAGUGUUAAAAAGUUACGUCGAAUUAGGGUAAAAUUUUUCGUCAUGGCAACGUUGAAAAGGUAACUGUUAAAAACAGCAGUUGUUAAAUGUUAAAAUGCCAUUUCAUCGUAAUUUAAUACUGUUAAAAGGUGUCGGUCGAUAAAUGUUUUAAGUAGCAUUUCUUUUUAACUUCUGUUAAUUUUGCGUUACUUUUUAACAACCUGUAUUAUAGUAGUAUACGAUGACUGUUUUUCUACAAAUCUCCAAGCUUUCUUAAUUGAUUUUCUUCGAUAUCCGUCCUGCAAAUUACUUUCAACCAGCCGCAUUUGUAGCUUCAACUUUUCAUGGUUGGUUUGUUGACUGUCAAAACAUUUAAAGAAAAAAUUCUGUCAAUCAUCCUGUUUUGAACAGAUUAUAAAGUAAUGGAGAAUUAUGCAUUCACUGAAAAUUGUCUUCACAAUUCACCCAUAGUCCUCAUUUUCUUUUGUGUGCAUGUUCAUCAACAUUCCAUAUAUUUUUUAAAUUAUUAUUCGAAAAUUAGUUUGCUGUGCAUAAUUGUGGCAAUCCGGUUAUUGGAUUCGGGUGAAAUAUAAUUUUUUGUGUCUACAUUUUGUCUUUGUUUAUGGAAGUAAAUGUUUUUAAAUGGAAUAUUUCAUUUGCCGAAAAUCGGGGCAUAAAUAGACUUAGCCCAACCUCGAUCGUAAAGUGGAUAAAUUUUGUGACACAGGAUUUCAGUUGGCACAUUUGUUCUAUGUUUUCAUAAACUAUUAAAUACAAAAGUCAAUUACUUCAAAUUUCAAGCAUUGACGAUACUAUGUUAUAUAUUUUAAAUUUGCCACUUGUUUUUCAACCUGUUUUUAUAUCUUGCAUGUGCUAGAAAUGUAGAAUUAUUUCAAAUGCAUGAGAUUAGCAAAUAGUAAUCACAAAAUUAAAAUUAACUGUUUUAUUAUACCUUAUUUUAUUAUAUAUGGUGGUCUUUCAUUUCUUUACCUCAAAAAUAAAUGGAUAGGAAUCGUUGGUCUCCGUGCAA
Molecule: messenger RNA, 4964 nt
Organism: Styela clava
Lineage: Eukaryota; Metazoa; Chordata; Ascidiacea; Stolidobranchia; Styelidae
Product: glutamate--cysteine ligase catalytic subunit-like
Biological process (GO): glutathione biosynthetic process
Cellular component (GO): glutamate-cysteine ligase complex
Molecular function (GO): glutamate-cysteine ligase activity
Source: RefSeq, a predicted model, not a curated record